AUGGGUCCCCCGGACGCAAUUCUAGGCGUCACCGAGGCGUUCAACCGUGACACGAAUCCGAAAAAGAUGAAUCUCGGCGUUGGAGCCUAUCGUGAUGACCAAGGAAAACCGUUCGUAUUGCCGAGUGUCCGAGAGGCUGAAAUGCGUCUAGUGGCCGAGCAGCUCAAUAAAGAAUAUGCGGGAAUUGCUGGACUUCCCGACUUCACAAAACUCGCGGCGAAACUAGCACUAGGUGAAAACUCUGAGGUGAUAAAGUCGGGUCGAAUCGCAACAAUGCAGAGCAUCUCUGGAACUGGAGCGCUGCGGAUCGGAUCCGAAUUCAUCGCCAAAUUCCAUCCGAAAAAAGUCGUCUACCAGCCUACUCCCACUUGGGGAAAUCACGUACCGGUGUUCAAAUUUGCUGGAGUAGACGUAAAGAACUACCGUUACUAUGACAAGAACACGUGUGGUUUUGAUGAGGCUGGAGCGUUGGAUGACAUCGCUGCAAUUCCAAAGGGAUCGGUAAUUCUGCUACACGCCUGUGCCCAUAACCCGACAGGAGUUGAUCCUACACGUGAGCAAUGGAAGAAAAUAUCGGAAAUCUGCAAGAAAAACGAGCUGUUCGUCUUUUUCGAUAUGGCCUAUCAGGGCUUCGCAUCCGGCGACGUUGACGGCGAUGCGUUUGCUGUCCGUUACUUCCUAGAUCAAGGACACAAUAUUUGUCUUGCACAAUCCUUCGCCAAGAACAUGGGACUCUACGGUGAGCGUGUCGGAGCCUUCUCAGUGAUCUGUGAGAGUCCGGAGGAAGCCAGUCGUGUGGCAUCCCAGCUGAAGAUCCUUAUCCGUCCUAUGUACUCGAAUCCACCUAUUAAUGGAGCUCGAAUCGUCACCAAAAUCCUUACUGAUCCGGCUCUCCAGAAGCAAUGGCAAGUACGACAUCUAUUUCCCACGGGAUUUAUGUUAAUACUCUUCGCGGAAAGAAUGGGUUUUAGCAUCUCCCAUUGCAGGUUGGUAGAUGUGAAGGGCAUGGCUACCCGAAUUAUUUCAAUGCGAAUUCAAUUGCGUGACCUGCUCGUAAAGCAGGGAUCCACCCGCAAUUGGAAACACAUCACUGACCAAAUUGGAAUGUUCUGCUUCACUGGAAUAAACCCUCAACAGGUGGAGAAGCUUAUCAAGGAGCAUUCGGUGUAUCUGACGAAGGAUGGCCGUAUCUCAGUGGCAGGGAUUUCGACCAAUAAUGUUGAGCAUCUCGCCAUGGCUCUGCAUGCCGUAACCAAGUAG
Messenger RNA from Angiostrongylus costaricensis, 1260 nucleotides. NCBI's taxonomy places the organism in Eukaryota, Metazoa, Nematoda, Chromadorea, Rhabditida, Metastrongylidae. The record is from the annotation of a GenBank genome assembly.